CCUUUACCAUAUCUAUAUCAACAAGCUCGGAUAGCAAGCAAGCCAGAGAUGACAGGACGAUAAACAAGUCUGUCUGUUUAUCUCGGGCAAGCACCUUCAGUUUAGAAAGCCAAAACACCAAAAUCAGAACUGUGAAUACCUUCCUAGCGUCUGGGACACGACUGGUGUAGAAUUAUCUCACCCACCAGUAGAACUAAGCAAUGAUUUGCUAAUUUUUGUGUUUUUUCUCUCAUUUCAGCUUCCAGAUUUUUUUCCAAAAACUUUUUACCGUAAAAUACUCAAGAGUAAUUGCUCAAAAACGUUUUGAUCAUGUGCAUUCUAUUCAUCUUCGUCAACAAUAAUGGGAAACCGAUUGCCGGCCAGUACCGACUGAUAGUGGCUUCCAAUAGGGACGAGUAUUACGCUAGGCCGGCUUUGGAAGCAGGACCCUGGGUCGAGAGUCCCCAUGUGAUUGGGGGUCGUGAUAUGGAACCCGGCCGAGAGGGUGGAACCUGGCUCGGGGCUAGUGGUCUCGAUGGCAUUAUCAAAGUUGGUGCCCUACUUAACGUUACGGGCGAUAGCAAGCCUAAUGUUACCGUGGGUCGGGGGCCAAUAGUGGCUAACUAUUUGAGCGGGAGUCAGACGAAUGUGGAGUACAGCAAGGGCUUGCUGGCAAAUGACAACUACGGUCCGUUCAAUUUCGUCUCGGUGCAACUGGAUAGGUCAGAAGCUUCCGUAAUGCAUGCUAGCAAUUCUCCCCAUAAGAUCGAUAAUUGUCCGCUGGACGGGGCGCUAGGAUUCGGGAAUAGUACUCUGGACGUGCCACUACAAAAAGUUCGUUACGGAAGGAAGAGAUUCGAGGAAUUGGUGGGAAGGCAGCUGGACGUAAAUGGGCAAGACGAGCUGGUGGAGGAUCUGCUGCAAUUGCUGAGCAGUAACGAAAAAUACUUCCCAGAUGCCGAACUGAGUCGCCGGGCACCGGAUUGUGCGGAGAUGUUAGCACAUAUAAACGUGCGACACCCCAGUGAAGGUUAUGGCAGUCGUACUCGAACCGUGAUUUUAGUAGAUCAUGAAAACCGUAUGGAUUUCAUCGAAGAGACUAUGGUUGGGACAAAUCCGGAUGGAGAAUGGAAGCGAACCCAUCUUCAAAGACAGUGGUAGACUUUUCAUGCAAUCAAUCGAAGACUUCACUCCUCCUAUGUAACAGGAAAAUUGCAACCGAUUCAGGCUUUCGGACCAAUGAGCAGCAUCGUGCUAUUUGUUUGUGUGUUUAUUUUGUAUUAGAAUGUAUUUACAUGUUUUCCAUAUAUUUCCACACGUUGCGACGUGUAAUAGCAUAAAAAUACUAUUGAAUCAUAUUUAAAAAUCCAAUAAAAAAAUUUAAAUUUUAUAACUACACUUA
This is a messenger RNA of Uranotaenia lowii, 1381 nucleotides long. It is a transcript of the gene Tango2, whose product is annotated as transport and Golgi organization protein 2. The record is from RefSeq and is a predicted model, not a curated record. NCBI's taxonomy places the organism in Eukaryota, Metazoa, Arthropoda, Insecta, Diptera, Culicidae. The coding region runs from base 310 to 1140 and encodes 276 amino acids. The transcript is spliced from 2 exons. Gene Ontology annotation, biological process: Golgi organization; protein secretion. Gene Ontology annotation, cellular component: Golgi apparatus.